CCUCUUGAGUGAGUGUUGGACCACUAAUUCAACUGCUUGGGUCUGCCUUACUGUUAGAGAUGACACACAAAGUCGUGUGAGAGAUUAAAAAAUCGGGUGGAGAAACUGCGACUAAUUUGCUUACAUACACGGACGGGAGAGGAUGGGAUAUAUACAGGCCCGAGGCUAAAAAUCGGGACCGUGUUUGCGUGAUGACUUCCAGUCAAGCAUCUCUCCGGUCACCGAAGUUCAACGUCAUGGCGAGGGACCGCUGUUUGCUGGUUGGAUCAAUCUAGGGCAGGUGUAUGGGACACAAACCACAAUCCUGGAAACGCCUUGGUGCUGAGUUGGCGAACAGGUGGGAUUUUUUGGCUCUUCAGUGUGAUCAAGGAUAGAUGAAGAUGGACCGGACUGGAGUUCUAAGGACCACUUUCGUGGUAUUGUUGCUCGGCGGUACUAUACUAGCGCAAACGCCCAAAACAAAGCGACCGCCUCCCGUGUUGUCCAACAAAUCUUUCCGCAAUUUGACGGCUCUGCCGCCGCUGCCUGGCGAACUGAACCAGGGCAACGGGGAGACGUCGAUGACCGAGUGGGACAUCCAGAGAACGGUGGACCGGCACAACGAGCAUCGGAAGAACAGUAGGGCAAGCAACAUGCAGUUCAUGACGUGGGAUGCCACCCUGGCCACCAUGGCCCAACGAUGGGCUGAACGCUGCGUCUUCGAGCACGGCUUCGUUGAGAACUUAUCCCCGUACGAGUCGGUUGGACAGAACCUGUGGCUACGGGGUGGCGAUCCGAACAAGCCCAUUUCUGGCGUGGUGGCCACAGACGACUGGCACGACGAGAUUGAUUAUUACUACUACGAGAGCGACACGUGCACCAGUGUGUGCGGGCAUUACACCCAGGUGGUGUGGGCGGAGACUAACAAAGUCGGGUGUGGUCUGGCUUACUGUGGUUACAUCAGCGGUUAUCGAGAUGCCUGGAAUUUCGUCUGUAACUACGGUCCAGCAGGGAACUUCUACGGGGAAAGGCCGUACAAGACGGGCAAUGUGUGUACCCAGUGUCCGACUGCGAGCCCGUUCUGCUUUAACGGACUAUGCCGUCUUUGCAACUUGGAGGAGGCGGGCUGCUCUUGCCCUCUGACGUGUCAGAACUGCGGUGUAUUUAACAAAGACAAGUGUUACUGCGAAUGCCCCGGCGGUUUCUACGGACCGCAAUGUGCUGAUGAGUGUGUCGACACACAUCGGUGGUGCGGCGCAAACCCAGGAUGGCCUAGCCCCGCAUCUUGCUCCUGGGACCCAUCCGUUCCGAAGGGUUGCCCUCUCAUGUGCGGCGUAUGCCAGGCAAGAGACCCGGAAUUCACCUGUGAUCCCAACCAACCCGGACCCGGACCGGCUGACAUUCCCACCCCUGACACCCUCUGCAACACCGCCUUCGAUUCGGUGGCUAUGAUCAACGGUGAACUGAAUGUUAUCAAGGGCAAGAAGUACUGGCGUUUCGACCAGCAAGGCAGACUGACCUCAGAGCCCUCAGGAGAGCUGUUGAAGCAUUACCACUCGCUGGUCAAGAAAGGAGUCAAGGCAUUGUACCAGAUCGGUGCGGAGGGACCAUACCAGAACACCAUCUCCAUGGUACGAGGGAAGAAGAUAUGGCGCUUUGACGGCAAUCGACGACGCCUGAACGGCUGGCCUCGGAAUUUGUAUAACGACAUCGGCAUACGGGAGCGGAUUGCCGCUGCCGUACAUGACGAGCGAUACGGCAUCACUUACUUGAUAGCCGCCAAGACAUCGAACGUGUAUGAAUAUGACGAGAGCGGUGAACAGUUGGUGCAGGACAACCCACUGCAAAUCAAUGCGGUGUUCGGUGGGUUACCAGUGAAGAUAACUGGGGCUUUCCGCAGUGGUGGUUCGUUUUUCUUUCUCCGAGGAAAGAAGGUUUACGAGGUGAACCAAGGCUCUAUGUCAGUGGUGGGAAGUCCCGUGCUUUUCGCUGAACGAUUCCUGGGGUGCUAAAGACAAACAAGAUAUUGGAGGAGGUUUUGAGGAGCUUUGUUGUGUUCAAGAGCUCUAUUUAAGACUGUCACGUGUGUCUCCUAAUUUCUGAUAAUUUGACAAUAAGUAACGGUUUUUAUUAGAUAUAUCGUACACAUUAUGUAGGGUCCAAGUGGAAAUCUAUUCCUCAGUUUUGGGCAAACCAGGUUUGCGGUAUUUAUGUGUGCUGAGUUUAAUUGUUUCAUAUGAUUAACCACGUUAGUAGUAUCUGCUGAUGUAUGCGUUUUUAAUGCCAAAAGGUUGUGAGAUAAAUGGACGUCUCUUAUAUCUUUUAAUUAAUUUUGCUGUAAAAUCUUGCUGAGUUCUGCAUGUGCAGGAAACGUGUCUACGAUGCAACUCAACCUCAUUUUUAGAGUCGACUUCAGCGUCUGUCCGUGUGGUCUCGUGAUGGAGACAUUGACAAUGCAGAGAUUUGGGGCACAACAUACCCCAAAGAAUUCAGUUUAUGCUUAAUAAGGGCGCCUAGAUCGACUUGUGUUCUUCCAUGGGGCUUCUUACCUGGCGUGAAACUUGAGAUUUGAGUUCCGCUGAGGUGAAUGUGUGCAUUCGCCCUUGGUUUUUGUCCAGAAUUUUAAAAAGGCUUGUUUCUGAUUUUAAUUUGUCCGUCGUCCGCGCCAAGUAUUUUUAAAUUUCAAAUUUACUUGUAGUGAGCAAUAACUUUUUUUCUAAGUUUGCGAGAGUUCUGAAAGUGGUUCCAAGUAGAGGAUUUCUUUCAAUAUCAAAUUUCCAAAAUCUAAAAGCCUGCAAUUCACACAGUCAGUCUUUCAAAAAUGGGACAAUUAUAAUUGAAACUUCCGGGAAAUAUUGGGGUAAAAUAGAAGACAAAUUCAAAUUAACAUUUACAUAUACGUAUCAAGCCAGUAGAGGGCGAUAUAGAGAAUUUCAUUCAGUUGUCUAGGACGGUAAAUGAACGUAAAAUCAGAAUUCACACAUCUCUUGAACGUUACUGCAAAGUGAAGCAACAUUUCCAGUUCAUUCUGGAAUAAGCAUCUUGGAACAAUGAUCCAGGAAUCCUUCUGUUGUCAACGUGGUCAGCCAAAAUAUUAUUGUUAAUGAGUAAACGAAAGAAUUGAUGUGGUGUGAAAUGUGUAUA
Messenger RNA from Acanthaster planci (crown-of-thorns starfish), 3123 nucleotides. RefSeq lists its product as uncharacterized. Lineage: Eukaryota; Metazoa; Echinodermata; Asteroidea; Valvatida; Acanthasteridae. Gene Ontology annotation, cellular component: extracellular region. The record is from RefSeq and is a predicted model, not a curated record.